Condylura cristata (star-nosed mole) is the source of this 920-nucleotide messenger RNA. RefSeq names its product ubiquitin D-like. Gene Ontology annotation, cellular component: nucleus. Bases 29 to 526 code for a protein of 165 amino acids. The transcript has 2 exons. Gene Ontology annotation, molecular function: protein binding; proteasome binding. The record is from RefSeq and is a predicted model, not a curated record. Gene Ontology annotation, biological process: positive regulation of canonical NF-kappaB signal transduction; protein ubiquitination; positive regulation of apoptotic process. Lineage: Eukaryota; Metazoa; Chordata; Mammalia; Eulipotyphla; Talpidae.
UUCUUUUCAUGAUCUCCGUGUUGAAGAGAUGCCUCCCAACGCCUCCUGCCUCCGUGUGCAUGUCCAUUCUGAGGAAUGGAAAUUAAGAACUUUCCCUGCCAACUCUGGCGACAGAGUGAGGAAGAUCAAUGAAUAUGUCCGAUCUCGCACCAAGAUUCCCGUGCAGGACCAGGUCCUUAUGCUCGGCUCAAAGACCCUAGAGCCCCGCAGAACGCUGUCAUCGUACGGCAUUGACAAGGAGACAACCAUCCACCUCACUCUGAAGGUAGUGACGCCCAGUGACGAGGAGCUGCCCGUGAUUCUGGUGGAGGCGGGUGACCAGGGGCAAAGGCACCUCCUCCAGGUGCGAAGGUCCAGCUCGGUGACUCAGGUGAAAGAGAUGAUUGAGGACAGCACUGGUGUAACCCCUGAGAGACAGAUUGUGACUUGCAAUGGGAAGAAACUGGAAGAUGGGAAGACCAUGGCAGAGUAUGGCAUCAAAAAGAGCACUACUUUCUUCCUGACCCCUUUCUGUGUUGGGGGGUGACCACCCUUGGGAAGGAGUGAUACCAGAGAAACAAAAUCUUAUUUUUUUCUAGUUCUUACUUGCCAAUCGCAUCAUAACCAUAACCCCCCAAAAUGAAUAAGAAAUAUAUGGGGAAAGUAGAUUUCAUGUGGAACAGGGAAGAAGCUUCAACUAACGCUGGGAUGCUUUGAUUCUAACAUAAUUAAGCGGCAAUUCUGUGUAUAAUAUAUUACUGAAAAUAUAAAAAAAAAAGUUUUAAGGCAAAAAAUUAGAUCUAGCCAGCUUGCAAUUUAAUGUUCACUUAGCUGAUUUAUAGAAAAACUGGUAUUUCCUUUCCCAUUUAACAAAUUCAUGCUGUAUUAAUUUCUGUGUUUCUCUGUUGACCUAGGAAUUCAUCUAUCAUGUUACCCAAUAA